CGCCCGCUAGGGGGAGUGUGCUUGUCGUGCGUCCAUGAGAGAAGACGUCUUUUUCCACCCGACCUUUCUUCCCUCUUCACGGCGGUCACGCUGUCAUUAGCAGCCGGCUCCCAGUGUCUGACAAACCUGCCAAAACAUGAAGAUCUGGGUGUCAGAGCACAUUUUCAACCACCCAUGGGAGACGGUGACCAAGGCAGCCAUGCAAAAGUACCCCAACCCUAUGAACCCCAGUGUGUUUGGUGUGGACGUUUUGGACAGAAAUGUGGACAAAGAUGGCCGGUUACACAGUAAAAGACUGCUCAGCACAGAGUGGGGUCUGCCGGCCAUCGCAAAAUCUAUUAUCGGAGUAACAAGAACACACACCUAUGUCCAAGAACACUCAGUAGUGGAUCCCCGCCUAAAGAUCUUUGUGCUCAAAUCUACAAAUAUCUCCUUCACGAACUUGGUGUCUGUGGAUGAGAAGUUGACAUACAAGCCACAUCCGCAGGACCCUGACAAGACUGUGCUGACCCAGGAGGCUCUGAUCAGUGUGAAAGGUGUCAGCCUGAGCAGCUACCUGGAGGGUCUCAUGGCCAACACUAUCUCUGUCAACGCUGGCAAGGGUCGCGAGGCGAUGGAGUGGGUCAUCCGGCGGUUGAAUACAGAAAUCGAGGAGCUGGCAGCGACGGCACGCAGCACUAUACGCGUACCCAUGGCGGCGGCAGUGGCAGACGAAUGAUAGUGGGUCUCCUCCAAUCACGAACUGAUGCACUUCUCUUGAUGCUUCCCUCUUCCUCCAGGGGGAGCUCACCUCAACUACCAGUAAAGCCUAAUGCCGCAGCCUAAACCCCAACUUAAUACCCUUUUACUUUACUUUUACUUUUCAUGUCUUUUCCACCCUCGACGACCACAAAUACUGUAAUUGUCGCUCAUGCUUGCAUUUUUCUUCUGUGGUCCAAGCCAACAUGUCCCCCCCACACAGGCAAAAUGUCCACAAUAAUAACAGUGAAAUGCUGCAGAGAUAAGGACAAGCCAGUGUAUGUGCCGCGUGUCUCACUACUGGAAGAAGUACGUAAGUAAAUAAGCACUGUCAAACCCACCCAUCCAUUGUCUAUGCCACUUGUCCUCAUUGGGGACACAGGGGGUAUGCUGAAGCUUAUCCCAGCUGACUUUGGGUAGAACAUCCUAUUUAAAAGUCACUUUCUUCAUACGUCUCUCUGUGGUCAGGAGAGGCUGUUACAAAGUAUUCUUUUAACGUCAGCUGACCUCAUUCUGUCCUUGUUUAUCUUUUUUUUUUUUUUAAACCGUCCCUUUGGAAGCCCCUCGUACUUCCUCACUAUCUUUUAUUCCGCAGUGCCGCUCACUCAAGCAUCAAGUGACCAUUUUGAAUGUGAAAAACAUGACAGGAAGGAUUUUUGUUUUGUUCUGGGUGCCAUCAAAUGUGCCAUCAUCACAUAUAUGUUUUGAAGUAAGUGUUAUGAGAAUUUCAUUUAUCUGCCUCAAAAUGAUUCAACACCCCCCCACAUUGUAAAUUCUGACUGCAGAUUAUUAGAGAACAAUUUAAAAAGCUGCCUAUUUAUCAUAAGUAGCCAUGAAUACAAAGUCGGGGGGUUGUUAAAUGGUUUUGUAGUUGCAGCUGUGUCUUGUCCAUCCACCCAUGCAGUAUCUCCUUUAAUAAACUGAUGUUUUCUUAUGGGGAACAUUUUAAAAAGCAGGGGCUGUAAAUAGGUUUAUAUUUAUAUUGUCGCGGUGUUACAUUCCAAGAAUGUCAACCUGUAACUAAAACAACAACAACAAAAAAAGGCACAAAUGUGAAUAAUAAACAUGUCACUGUUUAAUGACA
This is a messenger RNA of Doryrhamphus excisus (bluestripe pipefish), 1822 nucleotides long. Its product is annotated as PRELI domain containing protein 3B-like. The record is from RefSeq and is a predicted model, not a curated record. Gene Ontology annotation, cellular component: mitochondrial intermembrane space. Lineage: Eukaryota; Metazoa; Chordata; Actinopteri; Syngnathiformes; Syngnathidae.